This is a messenger RNA of Aphanomyces invadans, 1233 nucleotides long. RefSeq lists its product as hypothetical. The transcript is spliced from 2 exons. Bases 385 to 837 code for a protein of 150 amino acids. Lineage: Eukaryota; Oomycota; Saprolegniomycetes; Saprolegniales; Verrucalvaceae. The record is from RefSeq and is a predicted model, not a curated record.
UCAAGCGAAAACACGUGAGCUGAUUGUAAAGCAAUUGUCGGAGAUGGACAAGAAGCUAGACGACCAACUGUCACAAAUCAAUUGUUGUGUCAAGCCAAUGCACACGAAGCGCAUAGAGCGAAGAAACCCAAGCGAAACCAACAGAACGACGCAUAUCCGCCUGCAGCUCUGUCAACGGUGGCAGCCACCACUCCGACACCGAGUCCAACCACCGCAACUCAGCCCACUGCUGUACCCGAAUCGCCAUCGAAAUCCCACCAGCCUGUCGCUACGGAUGAUUCUCCAUUUUCCUCUCGUCGUUCUUCUGCACCUCCACCGAAAUGGGAUAUUCGCAAGUGUGGGCAAUUCGGGCACCUUUCCAACCUCCACCGCGCCGCAACUACAAUGGGAACAGGAUGGAAUGUCAUUGUUGCCACCCACCCUGUGGAUGAAUUUGCCGUUCGCAUGACGUGGCCUGCUAGUUGCUCAGCCCCUUUUUCCCCCGUGAUCGCGAUCGGGUUCACUCGCGACCCGAAUUGCUGGAAGAUUCCCGUCAACCACCCGCCCCGCAGCUUUCCAUGCCACAGGACGGGCUGGUUCGUCAAUGCAAACAAAGGCACUGUAUCAACAUGUGACGGCCGCGAGAACGAGCCCUGCGGCCUCGUGCUCAAGUCGGGAGACGUGUUGAGAGCUACGUUCGACUUCACGGGAGAAACAAUUACGUUUGCGCAGCAACUUGCUCCGCCAUGCGAACGCCCCCACGUGACUCUUGAGAAUGUGCGCAGCAACGCUUUGUACCCCGUGUUCGUGUCAUGCGACAGUGGCAUCCUCGUCGAAUUUGUCGAGUUGGAGCGCUGACGACCAGGGGAAAGCUCUGUCGGGCUGCGGGAAACAAGUACGAUCAUUAAAUAACACACACAACGACGAAUCAAUCUACGAGGAUGGCUCAGUUGAGGAUGAAGGACAGCGCGAGCGCGUGGGAACGGUAGGGCGUGUCCUUUGCGCACGGAAGCUCGACCUGGACGGGGAGUUUGUGGUGCGCAGUUCGUGUCGUGGACUCGGCUCUGGUCUUUCGUUCUUUGUUCUGGAGGCGAUAAGCCUUGACGCGGGCCAUGAUACGCUCCUUGUUGGCCUCAUAGUACUCGCGCUUCCCCGCGGCAAUCUUGGCCUUGUUCUGUUCGUAGUACGAUCGAACGACGGCGAGCUCUUUCUCCCGGUUCUUUUCGUAUUGCUUCCGGCGAAACUCAGCUUGAC